Corylus avellana is the source of this 732-nucleotide messenger RNA. Lineage: Eukaryota; Viridiplantae; Streptophyta; Magnoliopsida; Fagales; Betulaceae. The record is from RefSeq and is a predicted model, not a curated record.
UGUUCUAAAACCGUUGGAGUACUUACGGAUCUCAAGACUCUUGUAGAUGGCAUCCAAAUCUCUACCACUCAUCAGUGGAGGACUCCUUUUCCCUCAGUACUCAUCCCUUUCCAACCACAACAGCCCGGCAGCUCUCCUCAAGUGGGGAUGGAAAAGAGACCAAGAAGCAAGCAUGGUCAUCAACCAAACCAGAGGCCAAACAUUUCGAAUCUUGGCCAACCCUAAUGUGUCUUCAGGGAAAGUAGGUUUCAACAAAGAAGUGAUCAUGGUUGAUCCUUUGGAAGCCAAGCGGCUGGCUGCCAAGCAAAUGCAAGAGAUUGAAGCUAAAGAGAAAUUCAAGGUGAAGGACAUUUCAUCUUUGAGAAAACGUCAAAUUGAAGCAAUCAAUGGAGCAUGGGCAAUGAUUGGUCUCACAGCAGGCUUGGUCAUUGAAGGUCACACUGGAAAUAGUAUCCUGACACAGUUGGCAGGAUACUGGAAUGCCAUAUUCAAUUUUUUGCUGCAUUAGGAGUAACGUUUGAGGAAUUGCAGAGUGCUUGUCUGAUCAUUCUUUGAAACUGGAUAUGUUAACGUUGCUUCUGCACACAAUCUUGUACGGUUUCAUUUUAGUUGCUACUCAUUAUAUUGUGAAAAUUCUUUCUGCUGCACUCUGUAAUAAGAUCCCCAUAUAUAUAUAUAUAUAUAAUAUAUGUAAGAACAUUGUCCAAAAUCCUCGAUUUAGAACACGUUAAU